UGUGUCUCUGUGUGUUGUGUGUCUCUGUGUGUGUGUCUCUCUCCUCCCUCCUCCUCCGGGCGGAGCCCGGCAUGGGGGGCCCGGCUCCGGACAGGCCAGUUGAUCCGGGACCCAGGGAGGGGGUCCCCCCUCGGCCCUCCCUGCCCCCCGCCCCCCGACAUGAACCUGAACCUGCUGUAUCGCAAAACCAAGCUGGAGUGGAGGCAGCACAAGGAGGAGGAGGCCAAGAGGAGCGCAGGUAAGGAGGCCGGGCCGACGGGACCGGGAUCGGGCCCCGGGGUCCGGGUGCGGGACAUCGCCUCCCUGCGCCGCUCGCUCAGGAUGGGCUUCAUGACGAUGCCGGCCGCCUCCUCCCAGGAGCACGCCCCGCACCCCUGUCGCAGCGCCCUGGCCCCCCGCUCCCUCUCCUGCCACUCGGUGGGCAGCGUGGAUGGCGGCGCCGGAGCGGGAGGGGACGGGGACGGCGGGGCGCGGAGACCCCCGGCCAAGCCCCGCCGACACCCCACCACCAAGCUCAGCAUGGCUGGGCUCGGGCCCGAAGUCCCCCCGAGCAAGAAAGCCGGCUCUCAGAAGCCGGUCCCCGAAGGCCGAGACUGCAGCCGCAAGGUGCCCCCGCAGAAGCCCAAGCGCAGCCCCAACACCCAGCUGUCCGUCUCCUUCGACGAGUCCUGCCCGGAGGUGGCGGGCUCCCGGGCCGGCCCCGCCGCCCCUCCGCGCUCCGGCCGCGGGGGUCGUGGAGGGGCCGGGGACCCCGACCCGGCGGGCCGGGAGGAGGAGCCCGUCUACAUCGAGAUGGUGGGGGACGUGUUCCGGGGCGGCGGGCGAGGAGGAGGCGAUGGAGGCCGAGGAGGAGACGGAGGAGGGGGCGCGGGGGGCGCCCCCGGCCCGGCCCCGCCGGACUCGGACUCGGAGGAGAGCGAGGCCAUCUACGAGGAGAUGAAGUACCCGCUGACCGAGGAGGGGGCCAACGGGAGGGCCAACGGGGCCCUGCCGCCGUCGGCGGCUGCCGCCCCCUCCCCAGGCCCGGCCCCGCACCCCCUCCGCCUGCUGCAGCGUCGCCCCGCUUCCGCCCUCCAGCCCCGCAGGGACGGGGGCCUCGCCAAGACCCCGCCGUGCUGCGACAUCCCGCCGCCCUUCCCCAACCUCCUCCAACACAGGCCGCCGCUCCUCGCCUUCCCCCAGGCCAAGCCGGCCGGCCCCGCCGGCCCCGCCAGGGUCCCCGGGGACGGGGCGUCCCGCCUGCCCGUCCUCUGCCACGCCAAGGAGCCAGCCGGCUCCGGCCCCGUUCUCCAAGUGCCUGGGCGGGAGCCGGACGCCCCGCCGCCCGCUCCCGCCGUCGCCGCCCACGUGCUGCCCAUGCCGCCGUCGGGCCGGGCCCGGAGCCACUCGACGCCCUUGCCCCCGCAGGGCAAGGCCCAGCCUCGCGGGGAGCGGGACCUCCCCACCUCCCACAGCGUCAUCUGCCCCCGGGCCCCGGGGCCGGGCCCGGCGGCCGUCCCGGCGGCGGCGGCGGCGGCGGCGGCGACCCCGGGCCCGCCCCCGGACACGGCGGUGGCCUACACCAUGGUGUACUCGGCCGUCAAGGUGACUGCCCACUCGGUCCUGCCGGUUGGCCCAGAGCCCCAGGCGGAGAAGGAGAUCGCGGUGUUGCACAGCAUGCUGUGUGCCAGCGGCAGACCCCCGCCGCCCCCGCCGCCCCCGCCCCCGGGCCCCCCGGCCAAGGGAGGCCUCGCCGCCCUGCACCUCCAUCAUCAUCACCUCCUCCAUCAUCACCACCACCACCUCCUCCACCAUCACCAUCACCACCUCCACCGGCCCGGCUGCCCGGUCGCCUCCCCGCCAGGCCUCCCGGACCCUGCCGGGCCCCUGGGCGCGCCCUGGACCUACCCGGCCGGAGCGGGGUCCAAGAGACCCCCGGCCUACGAGAGCCUGAAGGCGGCCGGGGCGGGGCUGGCCAAGGGCUGCGGGACCCCGGCCCCCCUGGUGAAGAUCCAGCUGCCCGAGAGGGGCGAGGGCGCCUUCGCCAGCCUCGCCUGCGCCCACCUCCUGGCCAGGGCGGGGACCCCGGAGGACGGGGAGGAGGCGGGGGACGACGCCGACGCCGGGGAAGAGCUGGGGGCGGCGUUCGGGGCGGGCUGGGCCCUGCAGAGGAAGCUCUUGUACGGCGCCAGGAAAGCCAAGGAGCUGGACACAGAGGGGUCGGAGGGGGCCCGGGCCUGGGCCUGGGCCGGCCGCGCGGAGCCGCCGGCCAAAGCGGAGCGGGAGGACAAGGGGCUCCCGCCCUCGGCCAUCCCCGUGAGGAGCCAGGGGGCCGAGGGCCUGCUGGCCCGAAUCCACGCCGGAGGGGACCGAGCCGGCGGGGGCCGGACGGGGCUCCCCGUGCCCUGCCAGACCUUCCCUGCCUGCCACCGGAACGGAGACUUGACCGGGGGCUAUCGCCUGGGCCGCUCAGCCUCCACCUCCGGGGUCCGCCAGGCCGCCCUCCACACUCCGCGCCCCAGUCAGGCCCGGGAGUCUCCCAGCCAGAUGCACCCCGCUCUGCCCCAGCCGCUGCCCCUGCCCCUGCCCCAGCCGCCCCCGCCGGCCCGGGAGCGAGACGGGAAGCUCCUGGAGGUCAUCGAGCGCAAACGCUGCGUCUGCAAGGAGAUCAAGGCGCGACACCGUCCGGACCGGGGCCUGUGCAAGCAGGAGAGCAUGCCCAUCCUGCCCAGCUGGCGCCGUGGGCCUGAGCCCCGCAAGGCCGGGACGCCGCCCUGCCGCCGCCAGCACACCGUCCUCUGGGACACGGCCAUCUGAGCCGGGGGGGGACGGACCCCGGGGGGUGGAGGGGACCGGGCCUAGGGAGCCAGCCUGCCCUUCCCACCCCAAAGAGGCUGCCCAGAGGCCUGCAGGUCUGGGAGGGGCGAGUGAGUGGCGUCCGCACCCGCUCUCUGGACGUGGGAGGCCGGACCUUCGGGCCUGCCCGUGGUCCCCCUCGCCCCCGCUGCUGGACUUUGGGGGUACGGGGCCAUCCCAGAACCGGUGGGGUUGUUCCCCCUUGACACACACUCCCAAGCUGCAUCCCCAUCUCUCCGCCAACCCCAUCAAUGGGGGCUGUAGACCCCCUCCCACCCCCGGGUCCCCACCCUGUGGAGGCGGGAGAGGGAUGGGAGAGGUGGAUGUGAACACUGAGGGUCAGAGAGUGAGUGUGAGAGAUUGGAUUAUGGAGAGGUUGGGGGGGGGGGGCUGUAUUUAUUUAUUUAUUUACUUAUUUAUUUCGUUUAACUGAUUUUUUUUUACACCUACAACGGGGAAAUCCGAGCCCCUCCUGCCCCUCCCCACCUGGAGUUGGGGGGGAGUCGAGGGGGGCUGAAAAGGGGGACACACAGAGGGCCCACUCCCAGGCCCCACCCCAUCCACCCUGUUUCUGUAUUUCCGGGAGAGGGAGGGGGCUGGGGAGAGGGAGGGCCCCCCCAGUUUCAAGUAAUUUCCGAUUUGCUGGAAUGGGCUAGCGUAGCUGGGGGUAGGGGUUGGGCCCCCUCCGCUCUGAAACAGGAAAAUGAUGUAC
This is a messenger RNA of Tachyglossus aculeatus (Australian echidna), 3547 nucleotides long. RefSeq names its product neuronal tyrosine phosphorylated phosphoinositide-3-kinase adaptor 1 (gene NYAP1). The transcript has 7 exons. NCBI's taxonomy places the organism in Eukaryota, Metazoa, Chordata, Mammalia, Monotremata, Tachyglossidae. Bases 160 to 2796 code for a protein of 878 amino acids. The record is from RefSeq and is a predicted model, not a curated record. Gene Ontology annotation, biological process: phosphatidylinositol 3-kinase/protein kinase B signal transduction; neuron projection morphogenesis.